This is a messenger RNA of Hevea brasiliensis (rubber tree), 1001 nucleotides long. RefSeq lists its product as uncharacterized. Lineage: Eukaryota; Viridiplantae; Streptophyta; Magnoliopsida; Malpighiales; Euphorbiaceae. The record is from RefSeq and is a predicted model, not a curated record. The transcript has 3 exons. Bases 201 to 986 code for a protein of 261 amino acids.
CAAUUAAUACCUAAUAACUAGGCUGGAUUGUCCAAAAUUAAGGGGAAAUGCUGUCAAUUUUUUUCUAAAAUAUUAUCAUACUAAUACAACUGUCUUAAUUUUUAUUUAUUUUAUACCAGAAAUACUUUGAUUGGCAAGAGGUGACUCCACUAGUAAAGGAAGCUUGGAGGCGUAAGGCUGCAGAGCGCUAUAAGGCCCUAAUGUGCAAUGUCAGGAAAGGAAAAUCCAAGGUCAUCGUGCCUAAUAGUACAAUGCAAAAAUGGAAGGAGGCAUGGAGUAGCCCAGAGUUUAAAGCCAAGAGCCAUCAGUUCACUGCUAACCGUUGUAGUGAGAUAGGGGGAGUUGGGGCAGGCAUCUCUAGACACACAGGGGGUUCAGUUUCACAUGCUACUCACGCAGAUAGAAUGGAAGCCCAGCUUGGCCGAAGACCUUUUCCUUAUGAACUUUUCCAUAAGACCCACACUAGGAAAGGCACCUCCGAUAUGGUUGAUUCACGAGCGCAAUCAAUUAAGGAUGCAUUUUUGGCGCUUAAGGAGCAGUCGUCUCAACCACAAGAGGGGUGCAGUGACCCUCCUAUUGUAGAUGAGGUCGCACUAUAUUAUCAAGUUGUGGGGGGGGAGAAGAAGAACAGGGUUUAUGGCAUUGGAUCUCAAGCAUCAAUUUUUUACCCUAGCUCAUCACAUGGAUCAUCUUCUACUGCAUCCUAUUGUGCUCAGUCAGAGGCAAUGGAGGAAGAGAUUCAACAAUUGCAUCAGACUAUUGCAACGCUCAAGGAUAGUUUGGUUGCAAUGGAGGAGAGAGAUCGACAACGCGAGUUGAUGCUAGAGGAGAGAUAUAGAAAACGUGAGCAGACACUGGAGGAGCGCAUGCAACAAAUGAUGCAAAACAUGAUGGCACAAAUGAUGCAGGGUACGCAGUUUACAGCCCCAACUCCACAUGCGACUCAUCAAGAUGAUGGUAGAGAAGCUGAUAGUGGUGAUGAGUGAUUAUCUUGUUGAUGA